AUGCGUUUCAUUGAAGCUGCUGCUCUGGCAGCUCUUACUGUCCCAAUUGCCGCUCGAGACAACUUCGACUUCAGAGUCAAUCAACCACGUCGACUCGUUGCCGUCCAACGACCCAGUCCGAACAGAGUUACUGGAAACACUAUCCCUCUCGGACGAGCCAACACGAAGACAAACUCUUUGAGCGCUGGCUACCUUCAGGCCAUCAGGUCUGGCCAACAUGUAGAUGGUGUUUAUUCGCGUCUCCAAAACGGAACAGCACAACUUCUGUCUGUCAAUGCAGGAAGUGUUUUCCUUGCACCUCUUCAAGCAGGUGGCGAGAUGUUCGAAGUAGUCAUCGAUACAGGCAGCAGCGACACCUGGCUCGUGAACAAUCAGUUUACCUGUGUUGACCCAACCGAUUCAGAGGUGAUUGACGAAUCACAAUGUGCUUUCGGACCUACCUACUCCUUGUCCUCGACAGCCGAGCAGGUCCCUAACCGCAACUUCAAUAUUUCGUAUGCUGAUGGAGAACGCCUCAACGGUCAAAUAAUUACCGAGGAUUUGACGUUCGCUGGCAUAACAGUUGAGAAUCAAACCAUGGGUCUCGUUACUGUGGUGGGCUGGUAUGGCGAUGGCACAUCUUCUGGACUGGUUGGCCUCGCCUACGUAUCCUUGACAAACCAAUACGGCGGCAGCAACCCAAGUGCAGACGUUGGAGGUCUGAACAUUCCCUACAACCCUCUUCUCACAAGCAUGUUCGUCGAAAACCUCACCGCCCCGAUCUUCAGCAUCGCUCUUGACCGUGACGUCGCCCAGACUGCUCAAGCAGCUGGAGGAGUCCUUGCCGUCGGCGGUAUCCCAAACAUCCCUCACGGAAGCUCCUGGGCUUCAGCAAACAUCUCUGUUGUCGGCAUUGAUGCUGCAACAGGCCAGCCCGAGUACCAAUUCUACGCCAUUCGUGUAGACGGCUGGGCAGUAAGCAAAAACUGGAAUGCAGACUUUGAUGUCAAAAUGACCGGAAACACGAGAAAGACACCUUUACUGCACGCACCCACCUAUAAUGUCAUUGUUGACUCGGGAACGACUUUGAUCUAUGCACCUACCGAUGUUGCUGCUGCUCUUGCUGCGGCAUUCGACCCUCCUUCUACUAUCAGCUCGACAUAUGGCUUGUACACAGUGGCUUGCAAUGCUACAGUCCCUCGUUUCGGCGUCGCCGUCUCGAGUAAGAUCUUCUACAUCAACCCGCUUGACUUGAUCAUCGACACUGGGCUGGGCUUCUGUGUUUUGGGUGUUCAGAGCAACAAUGGAGGGUACACUAUCAUCGGAGACGUGUUCAUGAGAAACGUCUUGACUGUGUUCGACGUGGGAGCAGCACAAGUCCGUUUCUCGGCUCGGCAAUGUCAGUUGACCAAUGGCGCAAUUACUAUCGGAGGCAAAGCUGACUAUUUCUAA
Molecule: messenger RNA, 1431 nt
Organism: Aureobasidium musti
Lineage: Eukaryota; Fungi; Ascomycota; Dothideomycetes; Dothideales; Saccotheciaceae
Source: the annotation of a GenBank genome assembly